CCCGGGCCACCGCUUGUCGUCGACCGCCAUCAUGAACAUCAUUGAGACGCUAUUUGGCCGGUCGGUGACGCCUGCGGAGCGCUUGCGCCAGCACCAGCGCGCGUUGACGAAGGCGCAGCGCGAGCUGGACCGCGAGCGGACCAAGCUCGAGCAGAGCGAGAAGAAGCUCAUUGCGGAUAUCAAGAAGAGCGCGAAGGCGGGGCAGCUGAAUGCGUGCAAGGUCAUGGCGAAGGAUCUGGUCAGGACGCGCCGAUAUGUGCAGAAGUUCUACCAGAUGCGGACGCAGCUCCAGGCCGUUAGUCUGAGGAUUCAGACGCUCAGGAGUAAUCAGCAGAUGGCGGAAGCCAUGCGUGGCGCGAGCAGGGCUAUGGCGUCCAUGAAUCGCGGCAUGAACCUCCCUCAGAUCCAGAAGAUCAUGAAUGAAUUCGAGCGGGAGAGCGAGAUGAUGGGCAUGAAGGAGGAAAUGAUGUCCGACGCGGUCGACGACGUCAUGGAGGACGAGGAGGAUGAGGAGGAAGAAGGUGACAAGAUACUAAAGGAGGUGCUUGACGAGAUCGGGGUCGGGCUAUCCCAGCAGCUCACGGAUGCACCCACCGGUAUCGCGUCUGCGGCGCCUGUUGCUGCGCGGCAGCCAGUCGCACUAGGCGAGGCGGCCGAUAUAGGCUCCUCAGGCGCGGGAGGGGACGGUGGAGGAGGAGGAGGCAUGUCGGACGAAGACGCGCUGCAGGCUCGUCUUGAUGCUUUGAGGAAGGGCUGAGAAACUUGGUGGCAGGCUAGGAGGCGCGGACUUACGGAAGAAUCGAUACAUUAUAUCUUGCUGAACACUCUACUAUUAUGAUGGUGCAUUUCUUGAAGUGCUAGCGGAGAAUGGGAUAUACAGAAUAGUCUUGCAUCUCCACGAAGCACCUUGCGAUACUUGGCUGCGAC
Schizophyllum commune H4-8 is the source of this 927-nucleotide messenger RNA. Its product is annotated as Snf7-domain-containing protein. The transcript has 5 exons. Gene Ontology annotation, cellular component: ESCRT III complex; multivesicular body. Bases 32 to 757 code for a protein of 241 amino acids. NCBI's taxonomy places the organism in Eukaryota, Fungi, Basidiomycota, Agaricomycetes, Agaricales, Schizophyllaceae. The record is from RefSeq and is a predicted model, not a curated record. Gene Ontology annotation, biological process: late endosome to vacuole transport; endosome transport via multivesicular body sorting pathway; protein transport.